This is a messenger RNA of Cryptomeria japonica (Japanese cedar), 1612 nucleotides long. Its product is annotated as proteasome subunit alpha type-1-B. Gene Ontology annotation, biological process: ubiquitin-dependent protein catabolic process. NCBI's taxonomy places the organism in Eukaryota, Viridiplantae, Streptophyta, Pinopsida, Cupressales, Cupressaceae. Gene Ontology annotation, cellular component: proteasome core complex, alpha-subunit complex; proteasome core complex. The transcript is spliced from 2 exons. The record is from RefSeq and is a predicted model, not a curated record. Bases 534 to 1343 code for a protein of 269 amino acids.
ACUUAACCUCACCGUAGUUACCCUACAACUACCCUUUUUUGUUCAGAAAAGUUCCCACUACGCUUGUUAUCUGGGUUUUACAGAGUAUUCCUAAUAAAUCUCUCACUGUGAAGCACAGCUUUUCGUUUUUCUCCGAUUGGAGACCUAAUUUACAGCAAAAGCCCCAAUUGGGCCAUCGACAAGAACUAGUUUUAGGUCCACUUGAAGUCUUAUAAGUUCACAGACUACCUUUCAAAACCCAAAACGAACUGGGUCAGGUUUAAAUAAGUCCAUAGCAAAAGGAUACACAGACCCACAAGUAGAAAAACAAAUUCAAGAAAGCUUGCACCUGUUAACUGAUUGCGUUCACCAGGGCCUCUUUCCCCUUCCCUUUUCUGCUCACUCGUGCGUGAAUCGCCAAAAGUUUCGAGAGUCGACUGAGCAUCACAGCCAUUAGCAGGAAUUUCGCCUGCAUCCAAUCCCCAAUUCUUGUUCACUCCGGGCCUUAAUUUUUAUUGUGGGUGCCUCGUACGAUCCCAUUACAAAUUGCAAAAAUGUUUAGGAACCAGUAUGACACAGAUGUGACCACAUGGAGUCCUGCGGGGAGGUUGUUCCAGGUAGAAUAUGCAAUGGAAGCAGUCAAGCAGGGAAGCGCUGCAGUUGGAUUGAGAUCUAAAACUCAUGUGGUUUUAGCCAGUGUGGGGAAGACUAAUUCAGAAUUUUCUUCCUACCAGAAGAAGAUUUUUAAGGUAGACGAUCAUAUUGGAGUGGCCAUUGCAGGGCUCACUGCUGAUGGACGUGUUUUGUCGCGUUAUAUGAGAUCAGAAUGCAUUAAUUACAGCUUCUUGUACGAGUCCCCACUUCCUGUAGGAAGAUUGGUGGUGCAGCUAGCAGACAAGGCCCAGGUAUGCACUCAGCGAUCUUGGAAAAGGCCAUAUGGUGUGGGCCUGCUUGUUGCUGGAUUAGAUGAGACAGGACCUCACCUUUACCAGAACUGCCCUUCUGGAAAUUAUUUUGAAUAUCAAGCAUAUGCCAUUGGUGCUCGCUCCCAAGCAGGGAAAACUUACUUGGAAAGAAAAUUCGAGACAUUUCCAGAGUGCUCACGUGAUGAACUUAUUCGACAUGGUAUAAUGUCAGUCAAGGAAUGCUUGCAAGAAGGCAAACUUAAUGGUGCUAACUGUAAUGUUGCCAUUGUGGGAAUUGGAGAGGCAUUCACUAUUCUUGAUCAGAAAACAGUCCAGGACAUCAUUGAUUUGUUAGAGGAUAAGAAAGAUGAAAUUCCAACUGAUGCUGCUCCAGUUGAAGGUGAACAAGGUGCUACACAAGACGAUACAGACCAAGGUGUAGCUCCUAUGGAGACCUAAUCUUAGGAAUAAUAUUUUGGUUGACUUUCUGCUUUUGAGAAUGUGAGGCAGGUGUCCCCAAAAUCAUCAAAGCAAAUUUUCUCCCAAGGUUCAGCUUUUGAUACACGAUUUUUGUUAUUUUUUUCUGUUGUAGUUGAUACUGUUUGUAACCAUGCAAAAAGCUACAAGAAACUAAAAGGCUUCUUUUUUUUUUUUCAAUUAAUGUAAAUGACAUUCUAGUUUGUAGUUAUCUCUAUGAAAUUUAGAAAUUACUGUUGACUUAUUGGUUC